Enterobius vermicularis (human pinworm) is the source of this 282-nucleotide messenger RNA. NCBI's taxonomy places the organism in Eukaryota, Metazoa, Nematoda, Chromadorea, Rhabditida, Oxyuridae. The record is from the annotation of a GenBank genome assembly.
AUGAGUUUCGUUUGGAAGUUAACGAAGGCUGGAAUAAAAAUUGGAGUAGUUUAUGCCGCCGUUAAGCUAUCUUUAGAUUAUGAUAUAUGGUCUUUAAAUACUGGUAAAGGAGCUGAUAACUAUAAUCGAUUACAGAAAACAAUUAUGCCAGGACUACAAGUGUUCUCUAACCUACCUUCAACUUCGGAAAUGGGAGAGCGUAUUGAGAAGUCAUGGAAUUGUGGCGUAAAGAAAUUCUUUAAUGCAUUUGAUUCUUCUCGUCCACGUGCCAAAUGCAGUUGA